Durio zibethinus is the source of this 1732-nucleotide messenger RNA. The record is from RefSeq and is a predicted model, not a curated record. NCBI's taxonomy places the organism in Eukaryota, Viridiplantae, Streptophyta, Magnoliopsida, Malvales, Malvaceae.
CACCUUCUCCUUCAACCUUGUUGUGGCACGCUCCUUUUCCGCUUUAACCUGUCUUUCCCCCUCCUUUCCACAACCAUACACAAUGCCAUCAGGGGCUCCACCAACCUUGCCUCCGCCACCACCGCCGUAUCUGCCGCCACAACAAGCACCACCACGACCACCACCAUCGCCAACAUCAACGCUUACGCGUACCAAAACACCCACCAGUAUAGUUUUAGGGAAGUACCAAUUGGGUCGUUUGUUGGGCCGUGGAAGCUUUGCAAAAGUUCACGAGGCAACUUCACUAGAGGAUAACAAGAGCGUUGUGGCAAUUAAGAUUAUAGACAAGACAAAAACGGUUGACGCUGCCAUGGAACCGAGAAUAAUCCGGGAAGUUUCAGCUAUGCGCCGUCUUCAACAUCACCCAAACAUCCUUAAAAUCCACGAAGUCAUGGCUACAAAGACUAAGAUCUACCUCGUCAUGGAACUAGCCUCGGGUGGUGAACUUUUUGCCAAAGUGUUACGCCGUGGCCGCUUAGCUGAAUCAGCCGCACGUUGGUACUUUUCCCAACUCGUCUCCGCCCUCCAUUUCUGCCACCAAAACGGUGUCGCUCAUCGUGAUGUGAAGCCACAAAACCUUUUAUUAGACCAAAAUGGAAACCUCAAAGUUUCAGACUUUGGUCUCUCAGCUCUUCCUGAACAGCUAAACAACGGGCUUCUGCAUACAGCUUGUGGAACACCGGCUUAUACAGCUCCUGAAGUGGUUCGGAGAAAAGGGUAUGAUGGUUCCAUGGCAGAUGCUUGGUCAUGUGGGGUCAUUUUAUUUGUUUUGUUGGCAGGUUAUCUACCCUUUGAUGAUAGUAGCUUGGUGGCUAUGUAUAAAAAGAUUCAUCGUAGGGAGUUUCAGUUUCCAUCUUGGAUAUCAAAGCAAGCAAAAGCUAUAAUAUGGCAGCUACUAGACCCGAAUCCAGACACGAGAAUGAGCAUAGUAAAGUUAAUGGAAACUUCAUGGUUUAAGAGAACUUUAACAGCAUUUACCUCAUCAAACAACCAACAAGAAAGUUUGUUACAUGACAGGAAGUUAAAACAUGACAUGGUUUGUAAUGGAGUUAAUGCUUUUGAUAUUAUAUCAUUGUCUGCCGGGUUGGAUUUAUCGGGGCUUUUUGAAGGAGGGAAUGAUAAGAGGAAGGAAAAGAGGUAUACUACUUCGAUGGAGUUGGAUGGGGUGAUGGAGAGGGUUAGGGAGGUUGGGGAGAGAUUGGGGUAUAGAGUUGAGAGAGGGAAAAGAGGGGUUGUGGGAUUGGGGAAAGGGAGGGUGGUAUUGGUGGUGGAGGUGGUCGAGAUUGCAGAGUUGUUUGUUUUGGUGGAGGUGAAGGUUGUGGAAGGUGGGGUGGAGUUUGAGGAAGGGCAGUGGCUGGAUUUGGAAGCCGGCCUUGGAGACAGUUUUGUUUCUUGGGAUAGUGCUAUAGGGUGAUGGUUUUGGCUUGAAAUGUACAUGAAAGAUUUUUUUUCCUUCUUUUGGGUGCAUUCUUUAGUGUUAUUGGGGUUUCUUAUGGUCUGAAUCGAUGUAAAUGAUGAAAAUUAUAGUUUUAUUUAGUGGUUAGCAGCUGGAUAAAAGUUUAUUUUUGUUAAUUUCUUUGCAAUUUUCCAUAAACUUUCCAGAAUUUGAUGUAGGACUGUUAUGUUUCUACAAUUGGAAUCAAUUCCACAAGCAGGAGAAGGCUGGAAUAGAAAUUUUGAAAAAAAAAAAAAA